Messenger RNA from Trematosphaeria pertusa, 860 nucleotides. RefSeq lists its product as uncharacterized. The transcript has a single exon. Bases 120 to 680 code for a protein of 186 amino acids. The record is from RefSeq and is a predicted model, not a curated record. NCBI's taxonomy places the organism in Eukaryota, Fungi, Ascomycota, Dothideomycetes, Pleosporales, Trematosphaeriaceae.
UUCAGUCUUUCAUUCUUACGCCGUGCUGGUCACUCACUCCUUUUUGUCGAUCGCUUCUUGUCAUCGUUGAUUUUAUUGCAAGAUACCCACAUAUUAUUUUCGUUAGACUCGCUAUCAAAAUGCGUGCUUCAUCCUUCUUCGGUGUCACUCUCUUCGCCGCCACGGCGCUCGCUCAUGGCAACAUUACCAGCCCUCCUGCUCGCCAACCCGGUCCAGUCAUGCAACAAGUCUGUGGCGCUGCGGCUGUCUCCGCUAUCCUCGCGGACGGAACCGGGCCUCUCGAAAACAUUCCCAGCAGCGGUGCAGCUGACUGCAACAUCUUCUUAUGCAAAGGCGCUCAAUUCGAAGACAACCAGAACAACGUCCAGGUCUUUGCGCCGGGCGAGGUGGUCGACUUCGCAGCCCAGCUACCCAUCCCGCACGAGGGCCCCUGCAACGUCUCCAUUAUCGACACUGCCACAAAUACCGUCGUCGGCCAACCACUCCUGGUCUUCGACUCGUAUGCCGACGAGAACCUAGCGCAGCUGCCACUCAACAACACCGCCUUCAGCGUUACGAUGCCGACGGACCUUGGCGCUCAGUGCCAGACUCCGGGUGAUUGUACCAUGCAAUGGUUCUGGUUUGGCACUGCUGCGGUGCAAACCUAUGAGAACUGCGUCGACUUUGUCAUGUCAGAAUAAGCCACACAUACAGUCCUCGGUCACCCCACACGUACGGAAUGGUACUUGUGAUCAUCGCAACAUACCGCUGGAACCUUGAACUUGCAGUUCGGCAUUAGGCGGCCCAUUCGCGCAGUAUUGACGGUUCUCCUAAUUGGAAUGGUUCUCCUGAGGGGGGCCCUUCACGUUGUAUUACUAGAU